Musca vetustissima is the source of this 4059-nucleotide messenger RNA. Its product is annotated as dynein axonemal intermediate chain 7. The record is from RefSeq and is a predicted model, not a curated record. Bases 1 to 4059 code for a protein of 1352 amino acids. NCBI's taxonomy places the organism in Eukaryota, Metazoa, Arthropoda, Insecta, Diptera, Muscidae. The transcript has 14 exons. Gene Ontology annotation, molecular function: microtubule binding; beta-tubulin binding.
AUGGCAACGGCUUGGGUUGCUAUAAAACAUUCUGUAUCGCCACCGAAGAAGAAAUUGAGCAAAAAGGAAAAGGCCCGUUUGGAGGCCGAGCAGGCGGAAUUGUUACGAAUUGAAAUGGAGAGGGAAAAACUCAAAAAACUCGAAGAGGCUCGGCAGCGUCGCAAAAUCGAACGCGAACAGGCCAAGCACCGUUUGCAAAUGGAAAUCCUGGAGAAUAAACAACGUCGUUCGCAACUUAAAAACAGUAUGGCCUUCUUCAAUCAGGUACGUCAAACCAUCGAUGGGAUAAAACGUAUGGCCAAAGAUGAAGUUGAUUGGGAGAAAUUUAUGCGUUGUAAUGGCCUACCGAAUGCCAAUAGCCCCAGUGAUUUACGUAAAUACAUCCAUCAAUGGAAAAUGGAUGUAGAGAGGAGAAAUCGCGAGUCGCGAAAUUGGUUACUGAAGACCAACGAAAGAACGUUGUUAACACAGGAUUUUACUGUGCCGGAUCUUACCAAGGCAACGUUGCGAAAACAGCAGGGUAAUUUGGGUGAUGUCUAUGCCCAGCGUGUCAAGGAGAUAUUGGGAAUCCUCCAAGAACUCAAUGAUGCUCUCAAUGACAAGACCAAACCUCAGCAUACCCUAACCGAUCUGGGUAAACUUAAGACAGAAAUACGAAUUUUACUCAAAGAAUAUUUGGAUGAUUUUACCUACAAGACCAUGUCGCAUGUGGAAAGGGAUAUGGAGAUUGAUCGACCAGGAGUAUCAAAACACAUCUACGAUUCGGAAGUAUUCAAAAGUUUUAUAUGGACUUUCUCCAAGGAUGCACAGAUUUCCCUUAGCGCCAAACCGAGAAUCGGGGAGCAAAAUCUACACAAUGAAAUUGAGUUCCCCUUGAUGAAAAUGUUAUUAUCCUUACCACCAUCGGUAACACUUUACAGCUCCGCCUUAAGGGGUCUAUGGUUAAACUAUGAUCACCUAAGCGAUUAUUGUCCAAGUUUUAAUUUGAAGAAACCCCGAUCACCGCAUAUAAAUAUGUUACACCAAACAAAAAGAGAAUGGCGUAAACGCAAAGAGAUCCUGCAAAAUAUGUUGGAUGAAUGUUCGAAGGAAAUUCCGCUGCAUGAAUUGGAACAAUACGAACAAGAGGGUGCCAAUCAAAAGUCAAGGGAGAAAAAUCUCGAUGUGGACAAGCUGUAUUUGGAAUAUGAAGAUGAAUUAAAUAAGCUGAGACGCAAAGCAAUUGGUCCGGAAAGUUUUGGCCUCUUAGAUACUGAUGUUAAUUUGAGGAAAUAUCGCAUCAUUGGUGGUGUCUAUUGUUUGGAUUAUUUGGAAACACCGCAGCAGGAUAAGCAGUUGAAUUCACGGUCCUUUAUAAGGACGAUUUUAGCUCCAAACAAACUCUCCCAUAAGGUGUAUUAUCAGACCUAUAAACCCCCACCACCUCCCUUGCCGGGUGUUAGACGAUUGCCGGAAGAAAUUGAGGCUGAGAUGCGUAUGGUGGAGGCAGCUUUGGAUAAAUUGGCCUUGGUUACAGUGGACUUACCCGACAGUGUUAUAUGGUUCGAGCCCCCCAUUGCCUGUCGUUGGGAAACUCAAAUGGAAACUCUCGAAGCCGAUUUAAUGGAUGGGGCAAAACCAACAACAAACAGUAACAACACCACCGAAGCAACACCCAUACCCACAACCACAAAUGCCAGCCCCCUUAAAAGCCUGUCACCCCGUUUCCCCUUAUCGAAGUUACGUAAGAAGAGUUCACAAAAAUCUGCUGCCGGUGCCACCGGCAACUUACCCGUGAGAGAAAUUACCGACUUCGAUAUGUUUAAUAUUCCCAGUGAUAUCGAUAUUUAUGGUUUGGUAAAAGAUUUCAUUGUACCUCGAAUACCACAAGGAUUUUGUGUUCGAUUCGAUACCGAACGCCUUAAACAAUUCCAACAGCAACAACGUAAGGCGCGUAAGCAUAACAAGCGAUGGAAACAGCCAAGGCGUCUGCUGUAUUUGGCUAAGCCUAAAAAUGUAACAUUUACACCAAUUCCCAUUAGGUCGGUGGCCACCACCACAACCACCACCGCCGACCACGGAACCUCAAAGAGCUCUUGUUCCAGUAGCUUUGAUAAUGAUAUGGCUGAGGAAAAAAUGGUUGUGGUUGUGAUGGAAGAAACAACAACACCACCAACAGUAACCGGCACCAAUGGCAAUGCUGCAAAGGCUCAAAACACAUUGGAAAAUCUACUGCAAAGAUCUCGCAUUACUGAGGAUUUUCUAGAUUUGGAUGAGCCUCGGGAAUUCUUUCCAAGUGUUCAAUUUGAAAAAGUAUUAAAAAUAAAACCUUAUCCAGCCGCAGCAGCAGCAGCGACACCAAUCACCAUUGACGACAAUGACAAACACAGAGUGGCAGAUACAUUGGAUUUAAAACAAAACCGUCGUCCUAGUGAAACAUCCUAUAAGGAUGAGAAAACCAAAGCUGUCAGUCGUAACAGCAGUAAGGGUAGCUUAGCAAGUGACAAGAGUUCACAAAGUAAACGUAGCGUUCAUACAGUGGGUAGUGAAGUAUCAAGGCGAUCGUCAUCGAACCAGAGUGAUUCAAAGGAAACGGAAGAGGAUAGGGAGUUAACUUCGUAUAUGUUUUCGCAAUUAAUAGAGGACUUGGAUCGUUUGUGCGAAUUACAAAUGCCACUGCAGGGUGAAGCUUUAGAAAAGAUUUCAGCAAAUCUAAUGGGGAGAAAUGGCAGCAAUAACAACAAAAACAACAACAAUAAUGGGAAUGGAGGUGGCAGCGGUGGAGCUACGUCUCCCAACACCAUGGAAGGUGGCGCAGCUCAAUCUUCGCCUGCAACUAUACCAGGUGGCAAUGCAGCCGCAGCAGCUGCAGAUACUGGUGCCAACAACGCUUCAGGUCUUGCCUACUAUUCGGGUAUAUCUUUUAUACGUGAUUCCGAUGCCAUGCCAGGUGGAGAGGAGCAGAACGCCGAGGAUGAGGAGGAGGUCCUAUUAGAUGAUGAAAGUAGUUCGGAUGAUGAAUAUGAUGAUGAUGAAGAGGAUGAUGAUGAAUAUCUUUUAUAUGAUACAAUGAAUACUAAUGGCACGGGAGUGGGUGGUGGUGGAGGUGCGGGUCUGAAUGAUCCAACCAUAACCACGGAUGACAAUCUAACAUAUCGCAGUGAUGCAAGUGGUGGCACCAGUGCCGGUGGUAAAGAAGGAGGAUUGCAAGAUUUUUUGAAAACCCAUGCAGCUAACAGCAAUAGUGGCAGUCUGGCGAAUGGGAAAAAGUCAAAACUGUCAAAUCCAGCCGCUACCUUUACCGAAGGCAAAUGGAGUACACGAGAUGUACAUGAUACCAAAUUCAAUGAGGAUAAACUUUCCAUACAAUUUCGAACAGGUCGUUUAGGAAUUUUUGGAUUUGCCUUAAACCGAUACAGCAAUAUGCCCUAUCAGACAUGGGAAAUAAAACCGGAUUUGAAAAAUCCUGGGACAAUUCUCUUCAGUUUCACAGCAUCAUUGGUUAGUCUCGAUAUAACCAUAACCUCUGAGGGUUAUUGUGUCAAUAAUUUUCAAGGUGGCUCAACCACUGCCAUUAAUGAGAUGAUUGGUCGAACAUUGUCAUUAGAGGCGAUUAAAGAGAUUUUGAUUUCUUCGGCGGUCGAUAUAUUCCCCGAUGAGGAUGCCUUCUGUUAUACGGAGGGUUCGUGCGAGAAGAACUAUGUCAUGGAAAUGCAUUUGUAUGCGUGUAUGUCAACAUUGGCCCUAUCACACAAUUUCAGUUGGUCACGUUGGAAUCUGUUGGCUGGUAGCCGGACUGCGGUCUUGUUAAUCCGUGAAUUGAUCGAAGGUAAAAAAGUGCCCAACCACUCUACAUUGUUGGUAACCCCCUUGAAGACAGCCAUUAUCGAUUGCACCGAAGUUUCGGCCAGUUUUAAUUCACUGGGUAUCACUGGUAUGGAAUAUUAUGCCGAUCUUUAUCAAUUGGCACAAGUCCAUGCCCAACCAUGUAGCCUUGAGAAACAACGUACCAUGGAUCCAAUGCUGCGGGACAAUGUAGCCACUAUAUUAAUGGCAAUACGACCCUUGAGUUUUUGUUAA